Molecule: messenger RNA, 3806 nt
Organism: Erpetoichthys calabaricus (reedfish)
Lineage: Eukaryota; Metazoa; Chordata; Cladistia; Polypteriformes; Polypteridae
Product: inositol-trisphosphate 3-kinase B-like
Exons: 8
Coding region: 1062-2519 (485 amino acids)
Biological process (GO): inositol phosphate biosynthetic process
Cellular component (GO): nucleus; cytoplasm
Molecular function (GO): inositol tetrakisphosphate kinase activity; inositol-1,4,5-trisphosphate 3-kinase activity
Source: RefSeq, a predicted model, not a curated record
GGGGCACUCAAUGCACUAGAAUUUCUAGUGGAAACACAGUGGUGAGCGAAGAGGCCGCUGUGAUAGAUACGCAAGCAGCUUGCGUUGAAGUGUGCAGUGUGGAUAAAGUAGAGAUGAUACGCGUUGGAACCUGAGACCGUCUCUCCGAGGAGUAAGCGCAAAGGAUUUUCUAGUCAUACUGUGGCCUCAGAGAGUGGUGGAUUUCACUGAACAGUUAAUGCUGCUUCAGAAGUUUGGGGGUGCCUCAAGGAAAAAGAGACCUGCUUUGUGAAAUCCCUUUGUAUGGGCCCUUUUAUCUUUUGGGAAACAAGGAGUUGAUGGAAUUAAGAGGCUCGGCAGAGGUGCAGCUCACCACUCAGAAGUGUGAAGGUAUAUGACAAAGCUUUGACACUAUGUUUAAGAGAUUAACAGUGCUAGGUGGAGUUGGGGGGGUUUGAAUUGAAGCCACAGAGAAGAACAAGACAAAAAGAGAAAGCACAGAGGCCAGCCCUCAUUCCUUUUAGGAAACAAGCCAGUUUCAGCGUGAGUAUAUAAAUGGAAGUUUAACAAGCGCUGGGAAAUCGUAAGUGCUGUAUGCUUUCUCACUCUGGCCACGCCACACCAAGGAUAGCAUUCUGAAUCACCUAUUUCAGGUAAAUAAUUAAGACAAUGGUAAGCCACUGAAAUUGAUGAGCAUUGAAGAAAAUGGGAGAAUGUUUGGGCAAUUCAUUGGAGUUACUAUCUGAUCAACUGUAAGUUUAAAGCCAACAAGACUAGACUUAGAUGAACUUGUGGAACUGCUGCUCUGAUUGCCAUUUGUUCAUGCUUUGUAUCAUAUUCUUGUGGACUAAUAAUUACUGUAUCUACUCUUAUCUAACUCCAUACCCCAUCAUCAAGGGUCCUUGAAAAUCUGUGAAAUUCUUGUUUCUGGACAUAUUGCACUUCUUGAGGCAAGAAGGGAACCACUUCACAGUUAAGUCAUUUGCAAAUUUCAGUUGGGAACUCUUUAAGUCCCAAGCCAGCAAAGCCUAGUGCAAGACACCUCAAGAGACCAAGCUCUACACUCUGAAAUAUCUGCUACCAUGGAUACCAGCUUUGUAAAUUCCGAUCUUGAUGCUCUUAGAAACCACCCCAAAAGUGCUGAAAGUGACAGUAAAGUUUACGGUUUUCCAUCUGCCAAAGGUGAUCAUGUAGGGCAGAACUUGGAGAAUCGUAAUGACUUGCAGAAAGUACAGCCUAAUCUGAAGCCAGAAAGUGACAGCAGUGGCCAGAGUGUAAGCCCUCCGGUGGCAAAAGGACUAGAAAAUCUGAGUGUGGUGGAAGAUGCCCAGAGCCAGACAGACCAUGGUGAGCCCCGCUCCAGGCCCACAGGGCAAGGAGAAACACAGGGAGCCGAUUCUGUUUUGCGUGGCUUCCUCCGAAAGAAGUUGCAUCGCUCCUCUGACCGCUCAGUAUCCAGUUCCUCUGCUUCCUCAUUAAACUAUUCCUCUCAGGAGUCUGAUGAAGUCUUCAGUGAAGAAGAGGACAAACCCGACAAAAAGAAAAUACUGCGGAAGACAAAGUCAUGGAAAACCUUUUUUACCAUGGUUCACUGGUCCUUCAAGAGACAGAACUCCUGGGUCCAGUUGGCAGGUCAUGAGGGUAAUUUCCGCCCAAGUGAGAGUGGUCAGAUCUUGAAAAAGUUUAGUGAGGUGGAGAAUGCAUGCCUGGUAAAGCUCAUGGAAGAUGUCCUUAAGCCCUUUGUCCCUAAUUACUACGGAGUGACUACUUGGGGUGAAGUCAAAUAUAUAAAGAUGGAGGACCUGCUUAGUGGAUUGGAAGCUCCAGUUAUAAUGGACUGUAAGAUGGGAGUCAGGACAUAUCUGGAGGAUGAGCUGAUCAAGGCACAGCAGAAGCCAUCCCUUCGGACUGACAUGUACGAAAAGAUGCUGAAAGUGGAUCCUAGUGCCCCAACAGAACAAGAGCAUGCCCAGCGUGCUGUGACCAAGCCACGAUACAUGCAGUGGAGGGAGACCAUGAGUUCUACAGCUACUCUGGGUUUCAGGAUUGAAGGUGUCACGACGGACAGUGGCAAGGUGAUGAAGGACUUUAAGAAAACCAAGACGAAACAGCAAAUUAUUGAUGCUUUUGUGAUGUUCACCAAGAGCAAACAACAACUCUUGAGCUCAUAUCUGGCUCGCCUCCUGGACCUGGAGAACAUCCUGAAGACAUCAACGUUCUUCAAAACCCAUGAGGUAAUUGGCAGCUCCCUUCUUUUUGUCCAUGACCAGAAAGGAAAGGCAAAUGUGUGGAUGAUCGAUUUUGGCAAGACUGUUCCCAUUCCCAGUGGUAGGACAUUAUGCCAUGAUUUACCUUGGGUCGAGGGAAAUCGAGAGGACGGCUACUUGAUUGGCCUGGGCAAUCUAAUCCAGACUGUCCGAGACACACUACGUCAGAUCCAAGAGGUUGCAGAGUUGGAGGAAACUGACAUGGAGACAGUUUCCAGCAUCAAACAAGAAAUGCCAGCCUUUGAAAGGAGGGCAGCUGCCAAUGAGUGCUAAGGAUGUGUAGAAUGAGGGCUAGGAAACAAAGGACACCGGAAGCAAAGUUUAGCUGUAGCAGUCAAAUUCUGCACUCACAGACCACAUUCAUUCUAAGUAAAGACAAUGAAAACUGAGGGGCAAAAAAACUAAUGUGGGUUGUCAAACAAAAGUUUCAGUUCCCUUCUGGGAAUGGGGUUUUACUUUAUUAGCAUAAUUGGGUGGAGAAUUAUGGUGGUAAAGACAAAUAUACAGGCUGGGGAACAAUUAAUACAUGUUAAGUACUGAUGAGCUGGACUUGGGAUUUUAGAAGCAGCAUAAGUAAACCUGGAGUAAAUUUUAAAAGCUGAGCUGGUCACAGCUGGGGAGGAUUUGAUUCAUUCAGCUUGGGGGGAAAGGGAGUUUUAGUACUUAAGUAUUAUUAUAGGGAACAUGGGUACAAAAUAUAUAUAUAUAUCUCUGUUUGGGUUUUAUUUAUUUAUUGAAAAAUGACAGUGGCAUUGCAAAAUGUAGAAAGAAAUAUGUUCUCUCAUCUAAUAUGACUGUGAUACAUGGUGUUUUGGAGUAUUUUCUCACCCUGAUUUGGUGUUUUAAAUUUAAUUUCAUUACAAAUCAGUUCCUAAACUGAGACAGUACACGUGUUAUAUGAUAAUUGGUCUGCUCACUCUUCUACAAGCCAAAAGAAGCAAAAGCAUUCCACACAAAAGUUACAGAGCUGCCCAGCCCACCAGGCCCACAUAAAAGCUGCCUCUAUUUGGCCUAUACGCUCCGAUUUUUUCACCAUUAGACUUAAUAGAACAUCAGCCUAUGGUUUUUAUUAUGCCCCCCAUGGGGGCCAUAUGUGUGGCUCAUGGUGUCAUACAUAUUAUUGUCUGAAAUGCAGGCAGCUAUUUAAUACCCUGUAACUAUGUCCAUGUCCCCUUAUGGUCUCCUAAGAUGCUGUUAAUACUACAUUUGUUUCAAGAAGCUGGGGUUGUUCAGAUGUGUUAAUGUGACCAUGAAUGACCACCUUUUUAUUUAAUGCCUGGAUGGAAACAUUGUUUCCAAGAAAAUGCCAAGAUGUGAAGUUUUAUCUGAAGAAGAAGAAACAUUUUUCAUCUACACGUAAUCAGCCAGUAAGUGUAUUUUAGCAACAGCAAAGCCAAUGAUAUUUCUGUACCUCUCAGUAUGAUAGUCCACUAAAAGACAAGCAUGGAUUGGGGUUUUAAAUACUAGAGUGCAGUGAUUGCUGCAAGUAUUACUAGUAUAUUUACAUGGGUGCAAAUAUUUAUCCUGUUAUUGAAUAAAAUGCAGAACUGAAAACUGCAA